This is a messenger RNA of Protopterus annectens (West African lungfish), 6753 nucleotides long. It is a transcript of the gene LAMB4, whose product is annotated as laminin subunit beta 4. The transcript has 36 exons. Gene Ontology annotation, cellular component: basement membrane; laminin trimer. The coding region runs from base 145 to 5625 and encodes 1826 amino acids. NCBI's taxonomy places the organism in Eukaryota, Metazoa, Chordata, Ceratodontiformes, Protopteridae. Gene Ontology annotation, biological process: substrate adhesion-dependent cell spreading; axon guidance; basement membrane assembly. The record is from RefSeq and is a predicted model, not a curated record.
UUUGAAAUUUGCUGCCUGAGGGGAUCCCUUUUCUAAGGUAAGCCUCAUCCAGGUGUGUCCUAACAUGCGGCUGCUCCCUCUUAUUCUGUCUAAAGAGAUGUCAAGCUCAACUGAAACGGUACAGUUAUAUCUCUUGUAGCAAGGAUGCACUUUCAGAUUCUCCUGUGUUUUCUGUUCUUUAAGCUAAACAAAGGUGAUGAGAUGUGUGAACAUGAAGCCUGUUAUCAUUCCCUUGGAGAUCUGCUAAUAGGUCGCAGCAGUCAGCUAUCAGCAACUUCUACCUGUGGACUGAAUGAACCCCAGAAAUACUGCAUUAUAGGCUAUUUAGAGGAUGAACAAAAGUGCUUUACAUGUGAUUCAAGACAUCAUUAUCCCUACAGCCAAAUGAGUCAUCGCAUUGAAAAUGUCAUCACAACAUUUGAGCCAGACCGAAAAAAGAAGUGGUGGCAGUCAGAAAAUGGUGUUGAUGAAGUCAGCAUUCAGUUAGAUUUGGAAGCACUUUUUCAGUUCAGCCAUUUAAUACUAACAUUUAAGUCUUUCCGUCCGGCUGCAAUGUUGGUUGAAAGAUCCACAGACUCUGGAAAAACAUGGAAAGUUUUCAGAUAUUUUGCACAAGACUGCACCUCUGCUUUCCCUAAUAUUCCUGUUGGUCAAGCUCACAGAGUGGAGGAUGUUGUAUGUGAUCAAAGAUACUCAGAUGUAGAACCAUCUUCUGGAGGAGAGGUUGUAUUAAAGGCAUUGGAUCCUACCUUUGAGAUAAAAAAUCCUUAUAGUCCAAAUAUCCAAGAUAUCAUCACACUCACAAACUUACGAAUCAACUUUACAAAGCUGCAUACCCUUGGAGAUACCUUGCUUGGAAGAAGAACUAAUGAUCUGAUAGAAAAAUACUAUUAUGCAGUUUAUGAAAUGGUUGUCCGAGGCAGCUGCUAUUGCAAUGGACAUGCAAGUCAAUGUGUUCCAGUUGAGAGAAUUCGUGGAGAUAUUUUCAGUCAAGAAGGCAUGGUCCAUGGUAGGUGUGUUUGUCAACAUAAUACAGAUGGUGUAAACUGUGAGAAAUGUAAGGACUUCUACAAUGACGCUCCCUGGAGGCCUGCUGAAGGAACUAAUAUAAAUCCUUGUAAAGCAUGCAUGUGCAAUGGACACUCCAAUAAAUGCCAUUUUGAUAUGGCUGUGUUCCAGGCUAAUAAUGGGGUCAGCGGUGGUGUGUGUGAUGACUGCCAGCACAACACUAUGGGACAGUACUGUGAGCAGUGUAAGCCUUACUUCUACCAAGAUCCGCUGAGACAUAUUUCUGAUCCACAUGCAUGUAUCCCCUGUAACUGUGACCCAGAUGGGACACUCCAUGGUGGCAUCUGUGAGAGUCAAACUGAUCUAGAAUUACAGACUAUAGCUGGAAGAUGCCCAUGCAAAGAAAAUGUGGAAGGCUUAAGAUGUGAUCAUUGUAAGUCAGGAUACUUUGGAAUAAGUGAUAAUGAUCAUCUUGGCUGUCAGACCUGCAGAUGUAAUCAACUGGGAAGUCUGCCAUCCUCAACAUGCGACCCUGUUACUGGAGAGUGUUAUUGUCAACGGUUUGCCAGGGGACGUUUUUGUGAAGAAUGCCAUCCAGGGUACUGGGGACUUGGUCUUCAUCCCCAUGGUUGCCUUCCAUGCGACUGUGACAUUGGUGGUGCCUAUAAUGACUUGUGCUCCUCAGCAGAUGGCCAGUGUAAAUGCCUUCCAAACAUUAUCGGCAGACAGUGUAAUGAACCAUCACCGGGAUACUUCUUUGCACCACUCAAUUAUUACCUCUAUGAGGCUGAAGAGGCAAAACCACUUGGAGAUCAUGGUAAUAUUAUUGUUGAACCAACUCGUACUCCAGACUGCCAUGCAUACUUCCUGGAAAAGGGAUAUGAUUUUCAGAUGCAGGAUGGAAAGAUUGUAUUAAAACAGAUGGAAAAGCAGAGUGAAGUAGAAAAAAGACAGAUCCAGCAACAAAACACGCAAGUAGAGGUUGUUUACAGACAGCCCACUCCAGAGAAACCCAUCACAUGGACUGGACCAGGGUUUGCACGAGUACUUAAUGGCAUGGGCCUAAGAUUCAUAGUUAACAACAUCCCAUAUACCAUGGACUAUUUUGUUGCCAUUCGUUAUGAGCCUGAGUCAACUGAUGAUUGGUUGGCCAGCAUAGUAGUCAACCAAGAAGGCAGCCCAAAAAGUGAACGCUGCAUAAGUAAUUACAUCUUACCAGAAACUCACCGACUCGACCUUCCAGCUUCAGCAAGGUUGGCAAUUCUGAAAACACCUGUGUGUUUGGAACCAGAGGUUCAGUAUUUUAUAGAUAUUACAUUCACUCAGUCUUCUGGCUCUACCCAUCGGCCUGAUUCUUACAUCCUUGUUGACUCAAUUGGUUUAAUUCCAAAGAUAGAUUCCCUUGAAAAUUUCUGUAAAGAAUCUGACCAUGAGGCACUGCUGAAGUAUCAGUGCAUUGAGGCUGGAUCAGAAGUCGGUGUUUACAUUUUGCCGGAUACAUGCAAGCGAUUGAUAGCAAGCAUGUCAGCUCGAAUCCAUAAUGGGGCAGUGCCAUGUCGAUGCAAUCUUAUGGGUUCUCUUAGCCCUUCCUGCAAUAAAUUUGGAGGGCAGUGCCCAUGCAAAGCAAAUGUAGUUGGAAGAUGUUGUGAUACUUGUGCAGUGGGGAGCUAUGGCUUUGGACCAGCUGGCUGUUUCUCAUGUGAAUGUGACCCUCGAGGUUCUUUCAGUACAAUAUGUGAUCAAGUUACUGGACAGUGUGCCUGCCGGGCAGAGGUUCAUGGUCGUCGCUGCGAUCAGUGUCAGCCUGGAUACUUUGGAUUCCCCAACUGCCAACCUUGCCAGUGUAACAGCUUUGCAGAUCUUUGUGAUCAACAAACUGGGAUAUGUCUGAACUGCAGAGCACACACAACUGGAAUUAAUUGUGAAAGGUGUGAAAGUGGUUAUUAUGGAGAUCCCCUUUCAGGACAAACUUGCCAGCCAUGUCUAUGUCCGGAUACCCCAACAAGUGGUCGAUAUUUUGCAAGUUCUUGCUAUCAGGAAGACACUAAUAGCUUGGAAGUGUUCUGCAUCUGUCUUCAGGGUUAUACAGGGAAACACUGUGAUGAAUGUCCCUCUGGUCAUUAUGGUGUUCUGAAACAGGUAGGGGAUCAGUGUUUACCGUGCCCAUGCAACAAUAACAUAGAUAUCAGUGAUCCAGAGUCCUGUGACAGAGUUACUGGAGAGUGCCUAAAAUGUCUGUACAACACACAUGGACCCAACUGUCAGUCCUGCACGCCAGGAUAUUACAGAUCAGCACAUGGAAAGGGCUGUACAAAAUGUGCCUGCAACAUGCUAGGAACAAACAGAAGAAUGUGUCAGUCCCAUAAUGGAGAGUGCGUUUGUGACCCAGAAACUGGCCAGUGCCCUUGCGUACCUAAUGUAAUAGGCACCAUCUGUGAUCAGUGUGACUUUGGGUACUGGAAUAUGAACAGCAGGAAUGGAUGCCAAAAGUGUGCUUGUAAUCCCAAAAAUUCAUUGGGCAACCAAUGCAACCAGUUGACUGGACAGUGCCCAUGUAAAGUUGGUUAUGGUGGAAAAACUUGUGAGGAAUGUCAAGAUGGCUUCUAUGGAAACCCACAUCUGCAGUGUAAUUCCUGCAACUGUAAUUUGCAAGGAACACUAAGACCUACCUGUGACAAAAUUACUGGAGCUUGCAUCUGCAAAUCUGGGGUUACUGGAGAGUUCUGUAAUCAGUGUGCAAGGGAGUUCUAUCAAGAAUUUCCUAAAUGUGAACUGUGUCAUCCAUGUUUUGAUAAGUGGGACAAAGAAAUAUCUUCCAUUUCUCGUGCAAUAAAUUGGCUGAUUAAUGCAUCCUCAGAACUGAAACAACAACAGCUGAAACCAGAACAAGAGAAAAGGUUAAAGGAACUUGAGGACAAACUGAAUGAAAUAAACACAAUUUGCACUGGUCCCAUUCUUUCCACUGGAUUUAAGGAACUCCAGCAAUUCCUAGACAGAAUAAGACAACUUGCAAAACAACUGGAUCAGAAUAUAACCCUGGUGGAUAAUAUACCUGCCCUCAAGGAAACCAUUGAAGAGAUAAAGAAAGAAGCGGAGACAUUUUACAGUGAUAUACAGAAAAAGUUUAACUUUACUACAAUUACCAACAGUACUGCUAUAAAUGAGGCUUAUAAAGCUAUACUGAGACAUUACAAGGAGUCAGGAGAUGCUCAAAAGAAAGUCAGUGAUUCUGACCCAAUUUUGAUAUUUUCAAAGAAUACAAGAAAUAAAACAUCUGUUCUACUGAGAAAUGCCUCACAAGAAGCGGGCAGUUACCAAGAGCUGCUAAAGAAGACUGAAUCUCUGGAUAUCAACUACCUGAACAGCAAAAUUUGUGGAGCACCAGGAAACCUAUCAUGUCAUCAAGCAGCCUGUGGCGGUGCCCUGUGUCGGGAUGAUGAUGGAAACAGAAUGUGUGGUGGCCCAAACUGCAAUGGCAUUUCAUCACUUGCAGACAAAGCAUUCAGUAUGGCAAACAAUUCAAACAUGUUGGUCAGCAAUUUAUUAACACAGCUGUACGAUUCUGAGAAACAGACUGACAACAUAAGGCAGAUGGCAAAAGACUCCAAUGUCAAGGCUUCACAGUUAGUGGAAAAGCUAACACAAGCAAAAGCACAUUUUGAGGAUGAAAUGGAACAACUCAAAGACCUUAUCAGGAAAGUGAAAAACUUUCUAACAGGUGCAACACCAGAUUCACCCAUUUCAAAUGAGACUAAAGGAGGUGGAAAUAAUUCAAGGCCGUCUUGCUGCACUCCAGAUUACCAAGAGGGUGCAAGUCCAGAAGAUAUCGAAAAGGUUGCAAAUUAUGUCUUGUCAAUUAACUUGCCUGUGACAAAUAAGACUAUAAAUGACAUGUCAAAGGAGAUACAACAGUUACAUAAUAAUCUGGAUGGUUAUGCUAAAGAUAUAGACAAUCUGAAAACACAGUCUUCAAAAAUAAAGAAGCUUUUGGAGAAAGCCAAAGAAGCUGAAAAAAGAGCAAAAAAUCUCCCUGAUGUUCAAGAACUAAAGGAUAAUCUGAAAAAGGCUAAUGAGAGUCAACAGAGAGUUACAGAAGCUCUGAUGAAGGCAACUGAUGACCUGAAGACUGCUACUGCCAGUGUUUCAGAGAGCCAAGAAAAGCUAAACGAAACAGGAACUAUAUUGGAUAAUUUAAUGGACAGUCUCCCUCGCUUGAUUCAAGAAAUUAACAAGCUGCAAGAAAAGACAACACGUAACCGAGAGUUAGCUGAGAAUGCAACAAUACAAGCAAAUGCAUCAAUGCAACUGGCAAACGAAACUGACAAAGAAUUUCAGACUCUAGAAGACCAAUUCAAUAUUCUGUUAAAAAAGUUGAACCGAAGUCAAAUACCAAAAGAAGUACUAGAAAGAAUACAGCUGUUAAAAAAUGAAACUGAGCAACUGACAAAAGGGGUUGAAGAAAAGAACAGAAGACUUACAGCUCUGGAAAACAGAAUUGAUGUUCUGAAUAAAAUGAAAGAAGAAAAAAAGAAUUUGUUGAAAGAACUAGAACAGCAAGUAAUUAACAUUACACAAUAUAUUGACGAACAGCAAGCCCGGUAUUCAACAUGUACCUAAAAGUAAUGCUCAUUGUGAAAUUCCCUGUUUCAACAUUACUUUUUUUAUUCACAUAGUAGUGAGCAUUUAACUAGUGACUCCCUUGGUUCUUACUAAAUGAAAAAGUAUGAUAUAGACACAAAGAGAAAGAAUAAGCUUAGUGCACCAAGCAACUUGAAUUUGAUUUUUAGAACCUCUACAACUACACGGUAUGAGUGUUUGCAAGUGAAAUAUGCAAUCCAGAACUUCAGAUUUACUUUUGUAACGUUAUCCUAUCCAGUCUUCUGUCCUUGAAUAUAAAUAAGUAGACCAGAAUCCCUCUGCUGAACUGAGUUACACUAACUGCAAAAUGCAUCCUGAUUGAUCAGGAUAAGAAAAAUAUGGCAUUUUCUGUUUUGUUAUACAGCACAAAUGUCACAUGUGAAAUUAUAAUAUUUAAGUGCAGUUAUACCUUCAAUGUUUUUCAUGGCAAUUGUUGAAUAACUUUUAAUGCAUUUAUGCUUGCUUGCAGUCUUAAAUUAAUGUAUGGAUUUAUGUUUUACAGUUUAUCAAAGUUUUUAAAUUGUAUAUACAUCAAGAUAUAAUUAAAAACUUUUAUAAAAAAAUACAACUUGCUGAAUCUGUGUGUUCUGUUGUUAAAUGGUUAUACACUCAAGGGAAGGUGCUGUCCAAGCUUACAGUAAGUAGUAAGUGGUUGACCCACAGUUCAAAAAGAAGACUUUCACGUGUCAUUAUGCUGAGGAUGCAGAUGAGGAACUGUGCACAUUUUCAUGGGUACACCUUUCCCAGCAGAUUCCAGAAGAAUCAGUAUAAGCACAACAUGAAACAAUGAGGCAUCCUUAUAAAUCCAAGUGUGCUCCUAUUGGAAGCCCACAUUGCUUCCAGUCCUGAAAGCCCAGAAUUCUAGCAAAUGUCCAGCUCUAUGGUAAGACAGGUACAGAAAGUAUGAAUAUUAAACUGUAGGUAAUAUUUUGUGUUUAAGUAUGGUUGUAAGUGGUAGAGAAAAGGUCAUAUUAUUAUCAACUAACACUAAGUAUCCUGCUAUUAAAAAGCAGUCAAGUUUGCUUUACUGUUCCAUUGUUGACUUAGCUGGGUACUUGUCAUUUAUUCAGUAAUCUUUAUAUAUAUAUAUAUAUAUAUAUAUAUAUA